UCUAAGACUUACUAAGGAGGAAAACUAAAGGAAAAAAAAAAAUAGAAGCCUUUUUCCGAUGAUGUUCAUAUAGAGUCUCCACUGCUUCUUCCUCUUUCUCCUCCUCUUCGUUUACCCCAUUCAUCGUUUAUGGCUUCAAAACAGCCCUAAAAUACAUCUAACCCUAGUUUUUUUUUUUUUAACUUUUCUCUCCUUCUAAACGUGCAUAAUGAUGAAACUUUGAAGUAUUUGGGAGUUCAAGGCGAUUAGAAGUGGGAUUUUCUUAGAUCUGAUUUUUCUUUUCGGUUAAAUGUCUUGGUGUUGCAUUCGGAAUCAUUAUUGCGGGGCAUCUGGUCCACUUGAUGGAUGAUGACCAUUCCAAUGGAUAGUAAUUUAGAUCAUUCAUCUCGGGAGCGAGUUCAGCGUCUCUACAACAAGAAUGUUGAGUUGGAGAAUAAACGGAGAAAAGCAGCACAAGCUAGAGUUCCUUCUGAUCCAAGUGCAUGGCAACAAAUGCGAGAAAACUACGAAACUAUCAUCCUUGAGGAUCAUGUUUUCUCAGAACAACAUGAAAUAGAGUAUGCCUUGUGGCAGUUGCAUUACAGGAGAAUUGAGGAAUUGCGGGCACACUUCAAUGCUGCUGCAAAUUCUAGUGUGUCAACCAAUGGGAAGGCUCCCCCUAGUAGUGGGCCAGUUCGCAUCACAAAGAUCCGAACACAGUUUAAAACUUUUCUUUCAGAAGCGACAGGUUUUUACCACGAUUUGAUGCUAAAAAUUAGGGCCAAGUAUGGUCUGCCACUGGGAUAUAACUCUGAUGAACCAGAGAAUCAGAUUCCUUCCUCUAAAGAUGGUAACAAGUCUGUGGAGUUGAAGAAAGGAUUGAUAUCCUGCCAUCGUUGUUUGAUAUAUCUUGGUGAUCUUGCUCGGUACAAAGGCUUAUAUGGUGAGGGUGAUUCUAAAGCUCGUGAUUUUGCGGCUGCUGCGAGUUAUUACCUGCAAGCUUCUUCACUUUGGCCUUCAAGUGGUAAUACUCAUCAUCAGCUUGCAAUACUGGCUUCCUAUUCCAAUGAUGAGAUGGUGGCUAUUUAUCGCUAUUUUCGCAGUCUUGCAGUAGAAAGCCCUUUUGCCACUGCAAGGGAUAACUUGAUCAUUGCAUUUGAGAAGAACCGUCAGUGUUACACCCAGAUGCUGGGAGAUACUAAAGCUUCCUCCACCAAGGAAGGACCUCCUCGCACGACUGGAAAAGGAAGAGGCAAAGGAGAAACAAGGCAACCGAUGAAAGAUGAUAAGGUUGAAGCAAUCUCAGUCCAGGAAAAAACUUCUAGUAUGUCAGACAUCUUCAAAACCUUCACCACGAGAUAUGUUCGAUUGAAUGGCAUUCUUUUUACUCGCACUAGCUUGGAGACUUUUGGAGAAGUGCAGUUGGUGGUUAAGAAUGAUCUGCUUGAGCUUCUCUCUUCUGGGCCUGAUGAGAAGUAUAAUUUUGGUUCUGACGCUGCCGACUGUAGACUGGCUAUUGUGAGGCUGGUGGCUAUCCUGAUAUUCUCUGUUCAUAAUGUGAAGAGGGAAAGUGAAAAUCAGUCAUAUGCUGAGAUAUUACAGAGAUCUGUUCUUCUACAGAAUUCGUUUACUGCUGUUUUUGAGUUCAUGGGUCAUGUGGUUGAGAGAUGUGUCCAAUUAAAUGAUGCCACAACAAGCUUCCUUUUGCCUGGUGUUCUGGUGUUUGUGGAGUGGUUGGCGUGCCAUCAAGAUGUUGCACUAGGCAAUGAACCAGAAGAGAAACAAACGACAGCUAGAUCAUUUUUCUGGAAGAACUGUAUUGCUUUAUUUAAUAAGCUGUUGUCCAGCGGGUUCAAGUUUAUUGAGAACGACAAGGAUGAAACGUACUUUUUCAAUAUGAGCAGGUAUGAUGAAGGAGAAAGUGGUAAUCGUCUUGCAUUGCCUGAGGAUUUCGAACUGAGAGGAUUUCUACCUCUUCUUCCGGCACAACUUAUCCUUGAUUUUUCAAGGAAGCAUUCUUUUGGUGGUGAUAGUGGCAUCAAAGAGAAGAAAUCACGUCUCCAGAGGAUAAUAGCAGCAGGAAAGGCUCUCGCUAGUGUGGUCCAUGUUGGAGAAGAGGGAGUAUAUUUUGACAGUAAGGCAAAGAAAUUCAUCAUUGGCAUUGAGCCCCAAGUAUCUGAUGAUUAUGUACUUGGUUGCACCAUGGAAGUUCCCAAAUUAAGUGGUAUUGAGCUGGAGAAUCCAGCUGCAGGGCAGUUAACUGUAGGAACUCUGCAGCCAAAGCAACAAUUGUAUGUGGAGUGUGAGGAAGAAGAUGAGGUAAUUGUCUUUAAGCCAUCUGUGGCAGAAAAGCAUGUGAAUGGAAGAGCUUCAAACAUGAUGACCUCGGAAGUUCCUGUUUCUUGUGUUGGUGAUGCCAAGGUUCCUACUGGCAUUAGCAUAGCCUCUGCUGGUCUAGGAAAUGAAAUGGGCCCAUUUUCAGCUGCACUUGAUGGAUUGAUCAUGCCGUGUGCUUUACAUGCAAGUGUAAGGCCACCCUCUUCUAUUGCCAAUAACAGUGGCCAAUACAUGCAGCCUAUUCAGCCAAGUACUUCAAUGUGGUCUGUUGAACAGGGUGCUGUUAUGAAUGGAUUGACUAGCUUGAACUUGAUAGGAAAUGGUCUGACUAUAAAAUCUGAGCUGCAAGAUCAUUCAGGAGUAUUUCCACCUGCACCAUAUUCGAGCCCUUUUCCAGAGUCUGUCAAUUUUAGCAUAGCAAAUAAUAUUCCCGCACAGGUUCCAGAUGCUGCUAUGCCAUCUAACUUCAGUUCACUUUUAUCCUCAGUAGCUGGUAUUGACAGCAUGUCAACUAAGUCUCCAUCAGUCAUGUCAACAGGCAUAAAGAAAAAUCCAGUUAGCAGACCUGUUAGGCAUCUGGGUCCACCUCCAGGCUUUGGUUCCGUUCCUUCCAAAGUCGUUGAUGAGUCUUCAUCAGCAAUGACUGUAAAGAAUGAACGUACUCUUCCUCCUAUGGAUGACUAUAGCUGGCUGGAUGGAUAUCAGUUGUCUUCAUCACAUCAGAGCAUUGGUUUCAAUAACUCCAUUAAUCAUUCAACACAAAACUACCUCUCCAUGAGCAAGAGCAGUAGCUCAGUUGGGAUGGUAAGCUUUCCUUUCCCUGGGAAACAGGUAAACUCUCUGCAUGUACAAUCAGGGAACCAGAAAGGUCGGGAGGACUACCAGAUAUCUGAACAGUUAAAUCUGUACCAGGAGCAACCUCAGCAACUCAAGAGCGUAAAUCAACAGUCUGUUGCACUGCCUCAGCAGCAUCAAGGACAGUCUUUGUGGGAAUGCCAUUUCUUUGUGUGAUAUUGAUAUGAUAGAUUAGAUGUUUUUCCAGGUUGUUAACAGUUACUGUGGUGAUGUCCAGCGGCCUGUUGCUAUGACGUUCAACCAUCAUAUUUGCAGUAUGGCCAAGGUUAUUAAGUUUUUCUUGCAGCAUGGAUGGUCUUGGAUUGUUGCAGGCACUUGCUGUCGAGCAGUUUGUGCCUAGCUCUCCAGACUCGAUGAGUUAGACUGAGGUCAGUAGGUGCAGCGAUUGGAAGCUUUGGAAGUAAGAACUUUGCAUGGUUGGAUGGUUUGCAUGGUUGGUAUAUCAGAUUUUGAUGGAUUGCUGGUUGCAGUCAAUGAAGGAGAAGCUAGUCAAUCUAUCUGAUAGUAGGAUCUCUCUUACGAAGUUCUGCUACAUGCCAUGAUGAGCAGUGUCCAACUAUUAAAUGUGUAAGUAGAUAUCUUGGCAGUUAACAUAUCCGCCUGAAAGUUCUGCAAUGGGAUUUUGCGAAAGAUCAUACAGAAGGAUUAGUGAUGAGGGGAGUAACUAUGGAUGUUUGAUGGAAAUAAGUUUGCGAAUAUGUACACACACAUACAGUUAGCUCACACAUACAGUUAUCUCACUUUCUCUGGUUUGUUGCAUUGUCAGCUAGUGACAAUAUCCUGUCAUGUAUGUUAUUUGUAUUUUUGAUCCAGUUGGAUAAUUAGUGUCUGGUCACCUGUAUCUUGGCACGCCAGUUCCCCAGGCAGGGAAUGCCCAAACCAUUUUAUUUUGAUAGAACGCCUUUCAACUUUGGUUUCA
This is a messenger RNA of Solanum dulcamara, 4090 nucleotides long. RefSeq names its product nonsense-mediated mRNA decay factor SMG7-like. Gene Ontology annotation, cellular component: telomerase holoenzyme complex. Gene Ontology annotation, biological process: nuclear-transcribed mRNA catabolic process, nonsense-mediated decay. NCBI's taxonomy places the organism in Eukaryota, Viridiplantae, Streptophyta, Magnoliopsida, Solanales, Solanaceae. Bases 346 to 3327 code for a protein of 993 amino acids. Gene Ontology annotation, molecular function: telomeric repeat DNA binding; protein binding; telomerase RNA binding. The record is from RefSeq and is a predicted model, not a curated record. The transcript has 8 exons.